UUCUGUCGAACAAAUAUAUUUUCUAGUAAAGCUAUAUAUAUGAAUCGUCGAGGCUGGAAAAAUUAAAUCUGUCAUCAGGUGAAAUGUUUUCCAGAGCAAUAAUUAAGCGUUCGGUCAUCGCUAAAGGUUUUAACAUUAGACUUUGUAGAUCAUUGCGUGAAUCGCCCUCCAAAAAUAUUGAAGAGAACACAAAGGAUUCAGAUAAAUCAAAAGAUGCAUCAGGAGCAGGCUGUGAUGAUUAUUUAGGAGUUGAUUUAUCUAUUCUGGAGCAUGUAGAAGGUAAAGAUACUUCAGAGGAAAUUCAGAAUGAACAGACUAAAGAAGAAUUGUCACGUAUGUAUGGUAUUGGUGUGUAUACUAAACCUCAUGCAUACGAUUCUCAGGUUCUUGAAACUAACUUUGGGAGUAUUACAGUAGAUGGUGUGAGAAAGGGGAGAAUUCCUUUGAAGAAAGAUUUUUCAAAAUUGAAGCCAACAUUGGGUUCCAUUGCUGAUACAUUGAUAAACUAUCGUAAAAAGGUAGAUGAGAAAAUAUCACCACAAUCAGUUUCUCAGUUGCUGUUAAAUCAAAAAGAAAGUUCAGUGAACAAAACACCAAAAUCAGAGAAUGAAGAUCAACAAUGUGUGAAUGAAAGUGAACCUCACUCUGGGACAACAAAUACACAGCAAACAAUUCAGGCACAUUCUAAAUCUAAUAUAACUGUUGUGGAAAAUACAUUUGAAGAAACAGAGACAGCAAGUUUUCAGAUACCUUUGCAUCAGGGAAUUAGCAGUUCAACCCGUAAAGAGCACGGCCAGUUAUUAUCUCAGUCACUAGGUGUUAAUGAAGAAAAACCUGAAAUCAUAGGUAAAACAGGCUCAGAUACCUUCAGCACAAUUUCUAACUCCAUAUGUGAAAAACAAGUCUUUGAUAAGUUGCAUCAAGUUCAUGAACAAAGAAUUCAGCAGUUGAAUGCAUCAGAGAUAGUGAGGGAUGUAGAUGUUCAAAAAAUGUCAGUUAGAACUGAAACAUUAUCAUUAAACGGUGAAAAAAUGGAGAAAAGAAAUAAAAAAUCUGCAUCGAAACAUGUAAAACAUUUAAAGGAAGAUAUUAUAUUGAAUGAUACAAAUUUACAAGGUGAAACUUCAAAAUCUGAAAAAGUUAUUAAAAGCAGCAAAUUAGCACAAACAGUUAAAAAUGGACCAUUGGAAGAUCCAGUAGACAGUUUCUCAGAAUCCCAAGAAGGUAGAAUAGAUCAUAUUUUGCCUUUGAUGGUGGAAAAAGAAACUGUUGAUUCACAAGAUAUGUGGAACUCUGUUCCUGAAAGAGUGUCAGAGUUGGAUUCAAGCCAAGAGACACCAAUGGUUGAGAAUGCAGCAUAUAAAUAUUUGUUACAUCUUCAAAGACAAGAUGAAGUGCCAAGAAUUGACAAGAAGUCUACAGCUAAUUUAAGCAAGUAUCUCCCCAAAAACAUAGAUAAGCUGACAGAGGAGGAUGUAUUGGAUGAGCUGGCAGAGAAUGUCAUCUACAAUAGAGAUGAUAUUCUUGCAAUCAACAAGAUUUAUGGAAUACCUUCACAAGGAGGGGAGGGGGUGAGACUGAACAUUGCUGACCUCCUACCAGCUCUGGCUGAGAGGGUCCACUGUCAGGAGCUCCACAUGGUCCACAGACUGGACAAAGAGACCACAGGGGUUAUGUUGUUUGGCAAAACAGAGGAAAUGGCCAAUAAACUAAGGAAAGCUUUUAAAAAGAGAGAAGUAAAGAAGACUUACCUUGUCAUCACAAAGGGAAUUCCUUCUCUCAAAGAAGGUAUCAUUGAUGUACCUAUUACUGAGGGAGAAGUUGGGAAAGACAAAAGGAAAAGGAUGACUUGUAUUCCUGUGUAUGACUCAGAGACUAAACAUGUCAUGCACAAAUCAAAGAAGAAGUUAAUGCCCGCUGUAACACAUUAUAAAGUAGUAGCCAACAGUGACAGCUGUGCUCUGCUGGAAGUUAGUCCUGAAACAGGGGUGAAGCAUCAAAUAAGAACGCAUCUCUUUCAUGUCCUGAAUACACCGUUACUGGGAGACCAUAAGUAUUCUUACCUGACUGAAAUCAAACCACAGAUUCUGCCUAGCGAUGUUGUACGGAGAAUGGAGAUCAGACAGAGUAAAGCCAGGAACCUUCCCAUGUACCUCCACGCUAAGUCCAUCCUGAUUCCGGAAUUCCUGGAUGGCAGAAGUUUUUCAGUCCAUUGUAGUGUGCCUAGAGCAUUUAGAUCUUUUUUGAAAAAGAUCAAAAUUUCUCAUAAAAAGGUGGAUGAACGUGAUUAAAUUGAAAUUAUCAUACUACUCAAUGUGUCUUUCAAUUUGCCAGAUGUUUUAGUUGCAUUUUAAGAAAAUAAUUUGAUUUACGGUUUAUAUGUGCAUGUUUUGGUUACUUAGUGUGUGCAGAUAUUUGUACUUGUAGAACAUGUGAUACAAACAACCAUGCUGAUGAUGAUAUUGAAUAAAAACAUAACUGAAAUUUUGA
Saccostrea cuccullata (small rock oyster) is the source of this 2490-nucleotide messenger RNA. RefSeq lists its product as uncharacterized. Gene Ontology annotation, molecular function: pseudouridine synthase activity; RNA binding. Lineage: Eukaryota; Metazoa; Mollusca; Bivalvia; Ostreida; Ostreidae. The record is from RefSeq and is a predicted model, not a curated record. The coding region runs from base 84 to 2291 and encodes 735 amino acids. Gene Ontology annotation, biological process: enzyme-directed rRNA pseudouridine synthesis. The transcript is spliced from 9 exons.